CACCUUUUGCCUCGCAUCACCACACACGCUCACACACACUCCCCCCCCCCUCAACAAGUACGUCUACACAACCCAGAGUGAACGGCUCUCAAUCAUUCUCUUCCAAUUGACGCAGCAAGAAAGUGCGCCCUGAACUGAUAGACCGAAAACUAUUCUUGCCCCCUAGACACACUUCCAUUCACCCACAGCAGACAUGUCAUUCAACAAGGCACUGAACGACGAGGAGGUCUUCUCUGAAAUGAGAAAGAUGGUCGCCUUCAUCAAGCAGGAAGCUCUGGAAAAGGCGCGUGAGAUCAAGGUCAAGGCUGACGAAGAAUUCAACAUCGAGAAGGCCAAGCUUGUUCGUCAGGAGGCCAUCAACAUUGACGCUGCUUUCCAGCGCAAAGUCAAGCAGGCUGAUGUUCAGCGACGAAUUGCCCAGUCCAACAAUAUCAACAAGUCGCGUAUGAAGUUGUUGUUGACUCGUCAGGAGAUGCUCGACAAGCUGUUUGCAGACACAAGGAGCCAGCUCUUGGCGAUUGCCAAGGACACCAAUCGCUACGAAAAGUUUGUGUCUGAUGCUCUUGUUCAGGCUUUCUUCCGCUUGCUGGAAUCAGAUGUUACCGUUCAACACCGCAAGGCAGAUAAGGCAACGAUCGAGAAGUUGCUGCCUGAUGUCAAGAAGCGCUAUGAGGAGGCCACUAAGCAGACGAUCAACGUUGAGCUAUUGGAAGAUUACCUGCCCGCUGACAGCGCCGGAGGAGUCAUUGUCGCUGGAAACGGUGGACGCACCAAGUGCAACAAUACCCCCGAGGCACGCCUCGCUAUUCUCGAAGAAGAUAUGUUGCCUGUUGUCAGGGACAUGUUGUUUGGACAGUCGCCCAACCGCAGGUUCUUCAACUAAACUGGAGCAACCGCUAGACACCAUACUUACCAACGAUGUUGAUACUACUCCCUUUAUCUCGAUGCGAGGCUGAAUUACAAAAUAUCUACACAGAAUAAAGACAAGCAUAUUCAGCCAACACAA
Gamsiella multidivaricata is the source of this 1006-nucleotide messenger RNA. Its product is annotated as ATPase, V1/A1 complex, subunit E. Gene Ontology annotation, molecular function: proton-transporting ATPase activity, rotational mechanism. Bases 194 to 883 code for a protein of 229 amino acids. Lineage: Eukaryota; Fungi; Mortierellomycota; Mortierellomycetes; Mortierellales; Mortierellaceae. Gene Ontology annotation, cellular component: proton-transporting two-sector ATPase complex, catalytic domain. The record is from RefSeq and is a predicted model, not a curated record. The transcript is spliced from 8 exons. Gene Ontology annotation, biological process: proton transmembrane transport.